UUUUGACUUUUUUUUUUUUUUUUUUUCACUUUGCUAUGCUUGUGAUCUUAUCGUGUUCCAUCUCCAUCUUCCUUUGUUCUGCAACAACUGAAACCUAAAGAAGCAUCUUCAAAAAGGGAUGGGGUUGGUCUUUCAGUAGCAGCUGGAGUAGUUCCCAGAUCUUUUUCAGCUUCUCUUUUGCUGUUUUAGGAUUGAACAUGUUACCUUAUUUAUAUGAAAGAUCCAUCCUCUCUGAAUGGCCGUUAGAUUAACAAAGACAUGAUGGCUGCUGCUUUUGGUCGUCCUAAAAAGAAGCUUCCUCCAACUGCUAUCAGAAGAAACUCAGAGAGCAGCAGCUUCCUACUACUUUCUGCAACCAGCCUUGCCUCUGUUGAAUCUCUAUCCAUGCCUCUUGUCCAGGAAGUUGUUCUUUCAGCAGACAUUCGAUGUGCAGAAUGUCAAAGGAGAGUUGCUGAUAUAAUGUCCAGAAUGAAUGAGAUACAGUCAGUGGUGGUGAAUUUGUUGGAGAAAAAGGUGAUACUAAGAUGUAAGAAUGCAAGUGCUGGCAAAGCAUCCACACAAGAGCAAGCUGUUGCUACCAUAUACAGGAAUCCUCUUAGCAAAGUUGCCAUUAUCAGGCGGAUUUUCCGCUCUUCUCGAUGAUAUAUGCAUGAUUACUAAUACUCUCUUAGGCCAUGAAUAAAAAAGUUUCUAUUUUCAUUGAUGAUGAAUAAAUCAAAUAUGUAUGUAGUUGGUUUUUAGUUUGCUUGCCUUUAAAGCCAA
Molecule: messenger RNA, 762 nt
Organism: Juglans microcarpa x Juglans regia
Lineage: Eukaryota; Viridiplantae; Streptophyta; Magnoliopsida; Fagales; Juglandaceae
Exons: 3
Coding region: 259-642 (127 amino acids)
Molecular function (GO): metal ion binding
Source: RefSeq, a predicted model, not a curated record